AUGGCAGAGGAUCUGGGCGUGGUUUUAGUGUUGGGAGUUUUGGUGGAGGCUUUGGUGGAGGUUCCAGGGGUUGUGGGGAGUGGCCUUGGCGGUGGUGCUGAAGGCGGAGAUGGGGGCCUCCUGCUUGCUGAUGAGAAGACCACCAUGCAGGAACUUAAUAGCCGGCUGGCCCCCUCCUUGGAUAAGGAUUACUCUUGUUAUUAUGACCCCAUCCGGGAUCUCAAGAACCGGACUGUGUACAUCACAGUGGACAGCAACAAGAUUCACCUGGACAUCGACAACAGUCGCAUGACCCUGAAUGACUGCAGGAUGAAGUGUGAGAUGGAGCAGAGCCUGCGGCAAGCAGUGGAGGCUGACAUCAAUGGCCUGCAGAAGGUGCUGGAUGAUCUGACCGUGCAGAAGUCUGACCUGGAGAUGCAGUAUGAGUCUCUGGGGGAGGAGCUGGUGGCCCUCAAGAAGAAUCAUGAGGAUCCGAAACUUUCCUCCAUCUAG
Molecule: messenger RNA, 492 nt
Organism: Physeter macrocephalus (sperm whale)
Lineage: Eukaryota; Metazoa; Chordata; Mammalia; Artiodactyla; Physeteridae
Product: keratin, type I cytoskeletal 9-like
Exons: 5
Coding region: 1-492 (163 amino acids)
Biological process (GO): intermediate filament organization; epithelial cell differentiation
Cellular component (GO): keratin filament; cytoskeleton
Molecular function (GO): structural molecule activity
Source: RefSeq, a predicted model, not a curated record